Messenger RNA from Tilletiopsis washingtonensis, 4022 nucleotides. RefSeq lists its product as hypothetical. Lineage: Eukaryota; Fungi; Basidiomycota; Exobasidiomycetes; Entylomatales. Bases 478 to 3933 code for a protein of 1151 amino acids. The record is from RefSeq and is a predicted model, not a curated record. The transcript has 2 exons.
AUCGCAGACGCCAACGGCUGCGCCUGCCUCUGCUCUCUCGCUCCUCGCCCCGUCGCAAGGCGCUGCUGCAGGGCGACAUGGACGCACGAUUGCUAGCGCUGUACGCUCCACAGCGACGCCUCAAGCGUCAAGCACCGAGGCCGCGGCAGGGCGCCGCGCGCCCGGCUCGCUCGGCCAGCGACUGCGCGUAUCCAUGCUAGUCGACCGUUACCGGUUGCCUCAUGAUCUACACGCCGCCGGCAUCCGCACCAUCGCCCCGAUGAUCUCUGCGUCUCGCAACGGCAGCUCACUCCCGCCAGCGCCGCGGCAGCUGCACAUCAGCGUGGACCGAGCCGCGAUGGGCGCACGGCUUUCUCAUCGUCAGGCCGGCCUUGCACGCUUCCCUCUACACCAUCGCAGCUGCAAAUUCCCUCUCGACGGACACCACACUUCUCGCUUGCCCUACUUGCACGCGCCUCUCCGACUACGCCGACCGCGAUGCCGCAUGCCGGCGCGCCGGCGUCCUACUUUCCUCUCCUCUCCUCGCGGCAGACCCUCGUCGAUGACCUGCCGAUCGGCGGCCUGGACGCCGGGGCCAGCCCGCUGCGCACAGAAGUCGCUCCUGCUGCGGGUGCCUCGCCAGCUGUCUCGGCUCUGCCAGCUCCCGUUCCAGCGCUCGCUGUCGGCGACCAGGGCAUGGGGGGCAUCGAGCCGUCUGCGGUAGCGUCGAUGUCCGACCCACCUGCAGCCGAGACGAGCGCUGCUGCAGCAGACCCAGCGGUACCGGGAGCGCCCGCAGCGAAGUCAGAUGGCGGCCACUUUCACAUCCUCUAUCUGGUGCCGCUCUUCGUCAUCGUUGGCCUCUUGCUCUGCUUCGCGCUGGGCGGACGAGCGUGGAGCCGAGUGUGGCACACGCGCGAGGCCGCACACAAGCGCAAGCAGCGCAAGGACGAGCGCCGUGCGCGGCGCGAGCUGGAGCGGGAGCGCGCAGCGACUCGGCGACGCAUGCGCGAGGCGUGGGCCCGCGAUGGCUACGGCGACUUUCCAGGCGGAGCCAGUCCCAUGCUCGGCUCGGACGACCACAGCGAGGACGAAAAGUUGGCGGGGCCGUUGCAUGUGCUGCGUGCCAGUCUGGGGCACUUUGAGCGCGGCGACGCGCCGGCAGCGCGCCAGGCCGUCCGGGGCGGAUGGCUCAGCAGCUCGCUCAAGCACCUGACGGGCUGGCAGGGCGUGUCUGUGCAGGACGACUUUGACUCUGCCGCGACCCGGAGUGGACCCACGGCGGGCCGGCACCAGGCGUCUGGCCUCUCGAGCGCAGCCGCGCCCACAGGGGAAGACGGCCAGCUCUACGCCGGUGGCGCCGCCACGCUGCUCAACUCGACGCGCUUCCGCGGCACAUGGGAGCGCAUCAAGAAGCACUUCACGAGCAACAUCGGGUGGGGCUACAGCGGCAAGGCGCCGGGCAUCUCCACCCGUCGCAGGAUCGUCGCCCAGGCCGCGUCCGAGGACGAGACGCACUACUGGACGCGCAUUCCAUUUACGUCGAUGGCGCCGCCGGUGCUGCCACACGUGCAGUCUGGCCUCCUGCUGCCUCCGCAGCUGCCGGGCACGCUCAGCGGGCGGCCAGCGCUGCGACCGAGCGACGGACCUCUGCCAGCCCGCGCACGCAACCGGUCGCGGUCGUUUAGCCCGCCAGCGCUGCGUGCCCCGCCGAACACGCUGCGCCAGAUUGUCGCCUCGGUGGGCCGGGUGGGCAACCAGGUGUACGACGCAGUCAGCGGCCGGAAGCGCGGCGGCCGGGGCCAGCAUCAGCGGCUGCGCACGGACGACGAGGAGGCGCUUGGCGACGACGCACCGCCCCUGCACGCGCCGCCCUUGCACACGCCGCCCCUGCACACGCACGCAAACGGGCGUCGCUGCUCGCUCGACGAGCCGCAGCAUCUGCCAGCUGUGCAGAGCAACCGCACGCCGCCGCAGCCUGUCUCGGUCGCAGUGGACACGGCGCUGCCGGAUGUUCCCAGUGCUGUGCGCCACUCGCCGACAAAGGCCAGCCAGCCGGCCUUUCGACCGGCGCCACUGCCGCGCUUCCACACGUCCAUCUUUGACCGGACCGCAUCGCCCGCCCCGGCGAGCCUCACGCGGGCCGAGACGCUUCCGGCGCUCCCCGUCUUUGACACGCCGAUGAGCGUGAAUGACGCCUCGGUGCAGCGCUUCGUCCUCACCGACGGAGAGCCAGAUUCGCCUGUGAUUGAGCGGUCGCGCUCCGUGCGGUCCGCAAUGCCCAGCGGCGGGAAUAACGAGCCUGCUGCGGCAGCGAUAGACAGCGAAAGCGACGACGGGGCGCAAGCACGAUCGCCUCAAGAGACUCGAUCGCCGCGCGACCACUCGCUGCAACGCCUGCGCACGAUUCAGUCGCAACGCCGCACGCCGACACGGCGCCGCGCACCGGCGCAGGGCAGCCCCGUCAUCAGCCCCAUUCAGCUGCGCGCGCCGAAUCCGAGCUACGCCGACCUGCUCGACUUUGCUGCCGAGGCCGAGAACGAUGCUGGCGACGAGGACGAGGAGGAGAGUGUGCCCGAUGACGAGCCCCUGUCGCCGUGCACCCUCCCGAGGCUGGACAGCCGUGUGCUGGCGCGCAAGCGCACGCUCAAGCUGCAGGACCAGGCGGUGGAGCCGGCAGCCGAAGCGCGCGAGGAGCCCUUGCUGGAGGCUCCCGGCCACACACGCUGGCAGAGCGACUCUUCGACGGGCUCAUACGACACGCGGCGCGGCAGCUCUUCGAGCGACGUGCCCUCCCUCGUCAGCUGCGGCAACAGCUCGUCGGAGGAGAGCUCGGGCGUGCCGUCCGACGCCGCGCCGAUCGAUACUGACACGCUGAGCCGUGCGCGAGGCGCUCUCCACCGCGCCGAGAGCUUCAAGAGCCUGCAUGGCGCAGAGCUUGUCGGCGAGGACUUUCUCACCGCCCUCGCUGUGCUCGAUGCGAGCCGGGUCGAUCCUGCCAUCGUGGAAGUGUCGCUCGUCGGCGCACCGGCCGUCCACGUCACGCCGCGCCGGGGCACGGUGCGCACGAGCAAGGUCGCGACCCCGCCCGUCAAGCAAAGCCACUCGGCGGUGCAGUCCCCGGCGACGCCUCAGGGGCGCGGCAAGCCUGCCGUGCACACCACGCCGACGCCGCAGUCGCCGGCCACGCCGCUCGGCCGCAGCAAGACGUGGACCAAGACUGGCGGGCGCUGGCAGUGCCUCGAAGACGCCGCAGCCAGUCAGCCGUCUACACCUACUGCGCCUGCGGUCGCCUCGCCUCUAAUCGCCUCGCCCCGGCCGCUGCCCACGCCGCCGGUCUCGCGCGGCUCGCCUGUGCGCCGAGCGCAGGCAUCGCCGCUCGUUGCGUCGCCGAGCUCGCCGGCCAGUCUUGCCGCGUGUCUGUCCAGCCCUCCGCGAACAGCGGUGCGGCAGCACAGCAACCUCUUUAUGGCCUCACCGAGCCGCACUCGCGACACUCCGAGGCUGGCACUGCAGGAGGGCCGCACGGCGUCGAGUCUCGUCGAUGCGGCCGACGACGCCCCGGAUUCCGUGGCUUCGCCCAGCGUCGGCCUUGCCUCGCCCAAGCGGCGCGCCGCCGUCGCGCGUCGCCCGCCGAAGCGGUACCAGGCGGCGCUUGCCAGCGGCGAUGGAUCCGAGCGAUCGGAGUCGCUAGUGCGCACCCGCAGCCUUGGCGCGUCGUCCGUCGCCAGCUCUUGCGCCUCUCCCGUGCCGGGCCGAUCGCGAGCAGGCAGCGAGGCCGGCAGCCAGUCCGGCGCGCGCCUCGGCACGCCGCGCGAGCGCGAGGAGCGCCGUGUGGCUGCGAUGAGUGCCGUGAACAGCAUCAUCGCCGAAGGGCUCGCGCAGCGGCAGCAGAGCCCGUCGUCGCCGGCGUACCGCGCCUCGCCGGCCCCGUUUCGUCUCGCACCUGUAUGACGCCCAUCUUAUGUUCCGGCUCUGUCAGCGCGCACCUGCGUGCCGAGCCACGACUCAUGACCCCGCAAUGUCACUCUGUGAUGCACGCG